Molecule: messenger RNA, 1719 nt
Organism: Teleopsis dalmanni
Lineage: Eukaryota; Metazoa; Arthropoda; Insecta; Diptera; Diopsidae
Product: branchpoint-bridging protein-like
Exons: 11
Coding region: 279-1565 (428 amino acids)
Biological process (GO): regulation of alternative mRNA splicing, via spliceosome
Cellular component (GO): nucleus
Molecular function (GO): mRNA binding
Source: RefSeq, a predicted model, not a curated record
GUCUAGGUAUCAUUGCCCGCGGCUCAUCAGGCUGGAGGAUCGCAGGUAAUUCCAACGCUGUUUGAUUCAUAACAAAUUUCCUUAAUGGAAAUUAUCCUGUGGAAUAACAUAAAUGUGGAAUGCUGCAAAAAUAUACUUCUAUAUAGAGAGUUGAUAUUUGGUCCAUUCAAAAUGUGAUUUCCUUUCAAAGUCAUGCGGAAAAAUGCAUGAAAAUACGUAAUAUGUUUCAUAAUUUCCUGUGAACUCUUGAAAAAAGUAUAAAAAUUUAUAAAUUAAAUAUGGGCUCUCAGGAGGAGCGUUCGCCCAAAAAUACGGAAAAAUUAAAAAUGUUGGACAUAACAAGAGAUAAACCAGUAAAAGUAUCUGUGAAAGUAGCAGUUCCUGUGCGAGAUCAUCCAAAGUUCAAUUUUGUUGGAAAAUUAUUGGGACCGAAGGGCAACUCUAUGAAACGAUUGCAAGAAGACACUAUGUGUAAAAUGGCAGUGCUCGGACGUGGUUCGAUGAGAGAUCGUAAAAAGGAGGAAGAAUUACGUGCUAGUGGUGAUAGUCGGUAUGCUCAUCUAUUUGAAGAUUUACAUGUUGAAAUUUCUACAUUCGCUGCACCGGCUGAAGCACAUGCACGUAUAGCUUAUGCAUUGGCGGAAGUGAGACGAUUUUUGGUACCGGAUUAUCACGAUGAUAUACGACAGGAGCAAAUGUGGGAAAUGCAAGCCCUCACAUCAACACCCACAUUAAGUCAUUCCAGUGAUCAGCCGAGUCCUAAUCGAGGAGCUGUCACCGAUAUGGAUACUUCUAAUGAUGAUAAAUCUGAAACUGACACAAGCAUUAUGGAAUUCAAUCCAGCUGAAAAACUUGAAAGCCAUCAUAUAAAUAGCAACAACGAUCAUCAGAAGCACCAACAUUUACACCAUCUCCUACAACAACAGGCACAUUGCGUUACAACCAAUACAAAUUCCGUAUUAACAACUCCAAAUGCGGAUAAUAUGACUGUACAAGCAAAUGCAACUUCAAUACAUCCCACUGCUAUGGCGGUUGCUCUUCAACACCAACUUACAGCCGCUGGCAUUGGCAGCAUUCUAAAACCCGCUACCGGUGUCACUGCUGUAACCGGAUUAACACCAACGCAACCAAAUGCUGGCAUUGCAAUACCAACAGAAGCUGAUACAACUGCAUCGACUUUAGCACUUUUAGAUCCUCCUGGCACACUUCUACAUCCAGCGUUACGCGGUGUUAAAGCAAUUAAUAUUGCUGGUGGUUUAGGACGAAAGAGACCACUCUUAGGUGUACCAAGAUCUGGUAUGAAUCCCACAAAACGCACUGUGAUGACACUAUUAGCACGCGCCAAAAAUUCACAAGCUUUGCACACCGUUCGAAAUCCAGUUACUGCAGCAGCUACAUUCGCUGACUAUCCCAUAGCGGACCCCGAUAAUACUAUUAAAAAUUAUGUUAGAUUAAAUGGAAAAUAUCCAUUGCAGAUGUUGGCCUCUCCUUUCAUUCUUUCCCACCAGCCAGUUGAGCAAUCUAUGAUAACAAUAUCCAAGGAAAGUCUCGCACAGGGUGUCUAAACGGAUUUGAAUCUAAUACUACGAAAUUAUAAAUAAAACAACUACGAUCCUAGUUGACCCCGCCUCCUUUUUAAUUAAAAGUAAUUAUACUCGUUAUUGAACUCGCCCCAACGUAAAUUAUUUAUAUUUUAGGAUUACUUAUUUAUAAUUAACA